AUGCCCAUUUUAACAACCGUUCCCGCUAAAAUCAAACCACCUCCAAAACUUUCAUACACAAUAACCAAUGCAUUCACACAAACCCCACAAACUGUUCGACAAAAUGCCUCACCUAACCAUCCAACUACACUCCCACCAUACAAGCUGCCACCAACCUCAGCUUACAUCCACCUCCCAUUCUGUCGAAAACGCUGUCACUACUGCGACUUCCCAAUAGUCGCUCUUGGCUCCUCUUCAGCCAAAAUCGAAGACGACCCACGAAUUCUUAGCUACAUCCAGCUCCUCCUUAGAGAAAUCAAAGCAACCAAACAAGAAUUAAAUGCUAACCCACCUCUUGAAACAGUCUUUUUUGGAGGUGGCACACCUUCACUUGUGCCACCAAGACUUGUUUCCGUGGUUCUUGACACUUUACGUGAGAAAUUUAGGUUGUGUGCAAAUGCUGAGAUAUCUAUGGAAAUGGACCCUGGGACAUUUGAUGGGGUAAAAAUGGAGGAGUUAAUGGAGUUGGGGGUGAAUAGAGUGUCUUUGGGAGUUCAGGCAUUUCAACCGGAGUUAUUGAAGGCUUGUGGUAGAGCACAUGGUGUCAAGGAGGUUCACGAGGCAAUUGAGAUUGUUGGGUCUUGUGGGGUUGAGAAUUGGAGUAUGGACCUCAUAUCUUCUCUCCCUCACCAAACACCAGAAAUGUGGGAAAGCAGUCUGAGGCUCACUAUCGAAGCACAGCCUACCCACGUAUCAGUGUAUGAUCUGCAAGUUGAACAAGGCACCAAAUUUGGCAUACUGUACACACCAGGGGAGUUCCCUCUGCCUUCUGAGAUACAAUCUGCGGAAUUCUAUAGAAUGGCCUCGAGAAUGCUUACUGAUGCUGGUUACAACCAUUAUGAAAUUAGUAGUUACUGCAAAAGUGGUUUUGAGUGCCAGCACAAUCUGACCUACUGGAAGAACAAAGGUUUUUAUGGUUUUGGCCUUGGUUCUGCCAGUUAUGUAAGUGGGGUAAGGUUUUCGAGGCCAAGGAAGCUGAAAGAGUACACAAAUUACGUGCAGAGUCUGGAAAAUGGCGUGGUAGAUUGUAGUGAGGAAAAUCAAAUUGAUGCAAAGGACAUGGCAAUGGACGUCGUGAUGCUUUCUCUAAGAACUGGAAGAGGAUUAGACUUACACUCCUUCCGAGAAAGUUUCGGCGGUUCACUUGUUCUCUCUCUUUGUAAGGUUUAUAAACCUUAUGUGGAAAGUGGGCAUGUGGUAUGCUUGGAUGGUCAGGGGAGAAACAUUUCAGCAGAUGAAUCGACCUUCUUGCUGUCGGAUGAGGACAAAAUUGAGGAUCUGGCGUUUAUACGGCUCAGUGAUCCAGAUGGUUUCCUUCUGUCCAACGAGUUAAUAUCCCUUGCAUUUGGAAUCAUAGCUCCGUAAACUGCAAUAUUGACUUGAAACUUGGAUCACUCUGGCAAUAAGAAUAAGACUUGGAGCAUCUAUACAAAUAGUAGUAAACAGUAGAGAUCAGAGUCUGAAGGAACAGUCGUUCCUAUUGGGUUAUGGCACCCAGGUAUCUGAAGCAACAGGCAGGCACUUUUACGGCACCCAUCUUGAGGAUGAACACCUAUUAUGUGGCAUCUCCAAUCCAGAACACAAGUAUUCGGUGUCAGGACAACCGAUAGAGCAAGAUGGGGAGCAAAGUUCGUGUUUCUGACCCUAUAUGGUCGAAAUAAGGCUCUCUGCAUUCUCCCAUUAAGUUAGGCAAGUUUGGGGAACUUGGCCAUGGGGUCUCAGUAGGAUAUAGUGACCGUAACAGCAAGCAGAAGGACGAUUUUAAACUGACAUCAGAUACUACAAAGAUACCAGUCAGAAUCGAAGUUCUGUUCUUGACCGCAGUAGCACAAUGCCUUUAGUGUGAUCUUUGUGAGAUGGUAUGUCGAUG
Molecule: messenger RNA, 1909 nt
Organism: Ilex paraguariensis (yerba mate)
Lineage: Eukaryota; Viridiplantae; Streptophyta; Magnoliopsida; Aquifoliales; Aquifoliaceae
Source: the annotation of a GenBank genome assembly